AUGAGCUCAUCAAAUUCUAGUAGAUCUAAAAUUGAUUCAGCAACAUGGGAAAAAUUUUUUGAGGCUUGUUGUGAUAUACCUUCAGAAACGAGGAAGAAAUAUGCGUCUGCGUUUGUAAAGCAGAGAAUACAGCCGCAUUUACUGCGUGAUUUGGGAAAGGACGACCUUAAAGAAUUGGGUAUCAGUGCUUUGGGUGAUCAGCUAGCAAUUAUCAGCUAUAUAAAUUAUUGUGAUGGAACGCCGCCUGAAUUCCUCCCUCCACCGAAAAAGACGGUUGCACCUCCUCCUGCUCCUCCAGCACGUACAGUCCACCGAAAUGAUGCUUAUGUUGAUGAUGAUAUUCUAAUGUUGGAAGAGGAGGAUGUUUACAGCCCCACAAAACCAGUUUUAUCGACAGCUCCAGACCGUCAUGAUAUUUAUCAUAUUAAAAUGCCUACUGGAGAGAGUAACUCAAAAAGAGCUAAAAAUAUUUUGGAAGUGCAUAAUAAUUUGAGAGAGCAAGGUGUUAUAAAAAGAGGUGUGACAGGCGUUCGCCGUUCUGGAAUGGAAUUACAUUCGGUCUCGUCUCAUUCCAAACCAAUACAAAAGCAGUCGCCACUGAAACCGAAGCCUACAGCAGCGCUUGUUGUUCAGGACACGGAUAUUACUUCUUCAACAGCAGCAGGUUGGCUGCCAACGCGUUCCUUACGAAGUGAUGCAAUCUCCACAAAAACUAUGGUCGUAAAAGAUGCUUCGAGUACAGUGCUUGGGCGUGGAAUGGUUGCAAAUCGAACAACCCCCUCAAAAUUGACUGGAAAUAAAAUUCCUGUCCGAGUGAAUUUGGGAGACGAAAUUGCUGCUGCAUUGAGGGCGCCGUUGCGCAGCCCUAUUAAGAGAACAACUGUCCGUUAUGAGGAGGAUGAUGGAAUGUAUGAUAUUGGAGCACAUGAAGAUUAUUUGGAGGAAGAAAGUCUUUUUGAUGUUGUUCCUGCUGCUAGAAAGAUUCCUAAAAUUGUUGAGCAACAACGGACUCCAAUCUCUGAACGUAUUCAACUUGUUCGAAAACGAGAAGGACGUCCAACAAUAACUUUGGAUGGACGUAAACUAACAUUGUCUGGAAGUGGAGGGGGAAGAAAACUAAAUAUUGGAGGUAAAGGAGUGAUGAAAAAAGGAAAAGGAGGAGGAAGAGGACUCUCAAUUUUGGAGCGAAUUUCGUUUUAAUUGCUGUGAAAAAAGGUUUUUUGAAGUUUCUUUGACUAUAUGUGUUCAAGAAUUUUUUAUUUUAAAAGGUUUCAGUUAUUAAUUAAGGCUUAAGAAAAAUCGAAGCUUGUUUCUUUUAACGUUCCCAAUUAUAUAUUUUUUUCCUUUUAGAGGGGAUACCAAACUCACAAAAAUCGUUGAAAUGCCAAAUUCACAAAGCCGACGAAAUCCAAAUUUUUGUAAACCCGAUUUUUUCUCAGUUUGGCGUUUCGGCAUCUUUUCUGGUUUUUUCAGAAAAUUUCAAAAAAUUUUUUGAAAAUUUCAGAAAAAUUUUGAUUUCUCGUGAAAUACUGUUUGGUAUUUCUUUGUUUUAAGGUAUUAUGGCAUUCUACCUUUCUUUUACAUAUUUUGUUUUUGUAUUAAUAUUCAUUCCGUAUUUAAAAAAAUUUACAAAUAAAUUGGAUAAAGAUGGAAAAUUUUUUUUGUUUUUUCCUAAUUUUUAAAAAUAAAUUUUAAAUAUUUUUUAAUUAAAAAAGAACAUAUUUGAGCAUUAUAAAUAUUAAGAUAAUUUUUUUAGAAAAUUUUAGACCAAGUUGAACAGCUCCAUUUUUGGAUGACGUUGUGGUUCUUAAACGGCGCUUCCAAGUAUUUUCUUUAUUUUCUGAGGAUUUUUUAAGAUUUCGAAUAUAUUCAAUUUUAUAGGUGUUGUCAUGAUUUGGUAGUAAGGAUGAUUGGAAUGAUUUUGCUCCAGUUGAUGAACGCUCAAAAAUUGCGUAGUUUCCGUCGCUUUUUGAAAAGCUAGGGGAAGAGU
Molecule: messenger RNA, 1990 nt
Organism: Meloidogyne enterolobii
Lineage: Eukaryota; Metazoa; Nematoda; Chromadorea; Rhabditida; Meloidogynidae
Source: the annotation of a GenBank genome assembly